AUGUCGACCAAAAGCGCGCUAAAGGCGAUCCGGACCGCUAUUGAUGCAAAACAGUUUGAAACAGCGGCUGACAAGGCUCGCGAUCUGCUGAAGGAGGAUCCUGAGAAUUACAAUGCGAACCUCUUUCUGGGUCUCGCAAGUGAUAAGCUUCGAAAAGUUCAAGAUUCGGAAACGGCUUACCUAGCUGCAACUCGGAUCAAGCCGAAGGAACGUCCUGCUUGGCAAGGAUUGAUCGGGUUGUACGAGAAGCAGGGCGGUCAGAAACUAGACGAAUACCACGAUGCUGUUCUUAAGCUUGGCCUGAUACUUGCUGAUUGCGAUGAACAAGAACGUUGCCAAGAUUUGGUCAACAAAUACCAUAAGCUCGCCAGCAAGUCUGGGUCAAAAGCUCAGCUCAAGAAAGCUCUAGAGUUGCAGCUUCCUACCUCGGAACUUUACAGCUUCCUUGAAGGGCGUUUACCCCAUCCGUCCCACACCUACCUCCGCUUAAUCGAAAUUGCCGAACCCGAAGAAAAUGAAUACAUUAAUCGUGAGAUCGGAGAGCGCAGGACUCGCCUGGGAGCACGUAUCGAGACAGUCACAAUGGAAGUGAAAAGAGAAGCGUUCAAGAGGAGUUCACUGGCCAAGCUAUACGAAGGCAUGAUCCAGUGGUCCAACGAUGAUGCAGUUCGACGCAAGUACGAGGAGAAGCUUCUCCAGAGGGCAUACGACGAGCUGGAGGUGGUUCCGAUGAAAUCAAAGCGGUCGAAAAGGAACGAAAUUCUCCGAGCAGCUCAGGACAUGGUCAUCAUCAAGCAUCCAUUCGAGCUUGCAUGGAAGAUUGUGCUAGAGUGGAAAGACAUUGAAAGCUACUCCGAAUGGGAUGUAGGCGUGGUGCGAGAAUUCAUCGAGUUCUUUCCUGUCACGGGGCUAUCCAAGGUUCUGAAAGGUUUUCUUGCUAGUGAGCUUUCGCCAUUUCCCCAGGAAGAGAAAUCGGAACAAGAUAAAGAAGGCAACGACAGCGAAACCCCCGAAGAGAGUGAUAUACCUGCUGACAGGUUGAUUCUCAUGGCUGAGGGCCUUGAUUUGGCUCGCGACUCAAUAAUUGCGCAUCGGAUCAUGGCCGACCUCUACCUUUCCAUGGAGGAGCAUGCCAGUACGGUCGAGGUAGCCCGCAAGGGCCUGCUCAAUGUUAUGGAGCUUGGUAGACUCACUACCAUGAAUUUAACUAACACAACCGACUCGUUGAACAUCACGCUCGCCAACUCUUUGAUCCACUACCAGUCUCCUCGGCAUCAUCCAGAGGCAAAAGCGCUUUUUGAACAAGUUCUCGAGAGAAAACCAACAUCCACAAGCUGCCUCCUGGGCAUUGGACUGAUCUCAAAGGUCGACGAGGAUUACCUAGCUGCUGUGGACUUCCUGCAACGUGCAUUGGAGCGUGAUCCGUCGAAUAUAUUGAUUCGUGGAGAGCUGUCCUGGUGCAAGGCACUGACCGGUGAUUUAGAAACGGGUCUUAAUGGCCUCCAGGAUGCGUUAGAACGCCUGGAAGAGGAGAAGUCCCGGAACCAGGACUUUAAAGCCGAACUGCUCUACCGUAUUGGAUACUGCCAAUGGGAGCUGGAUCCAUCACCGGCUGCCAGAAAAGACCGUAACGGGGCCUACGCUAGCUUCCUUGCAUCUAUCAAAGCGAACCUGAACUUUGCGCCAGCAUAUACGAGUCUUGGUUUCUUUUACGCAGACUACAAGCGUGACAAGACUAGAGCGCGUCGAUGCUUCCACAAGGCAUUUGAACUUUCGUCUUCGGAAAUUGAAGCAGGAGAACGCCUUGCUAGAGGGUUCGCUGACCAAAAGGAGUGGGAUCUUGUUGAAGCCGUCGCACAGCGAGUGGUAGAUUCGGGCAAGGCCAAGCCUGCUCCUGGCUCAAAGCGCAAGGGCUAUAGUUGGCCAUAUGCGGCACUUGGCACGGUGCAGAUCAACAAGCAGCAAUACGCGAAGAGCAUCAUCUCCUUCCAGGCAGCUUUGCGAAUCACACCUGGCGACUACCAUUCAUGGGUGGGUCUAGCGGAGAGCUAUCAUCAUUCUGGUAGAUACAUUGCUGCGACCAGGGCCUUCGAACAUGCCAAGGAAAUGGAAGACACUCUGUCAAGUGAAGAACGUGAACAUAUUUGGUUCGCAAGAUACAUGCUGGCUAAUGUCAAACGUGAACUUGGCGAAUAUGACGCUGCGGUUACUAGCUACGAGGAUAUCCUGAGUAUGAGGCCCAAUGAUGUUGGUAACUCGAUUGCGCUGCUUCAGACACUAGCAGAAAGCUCGUGGAAGAGUCUACACUCGGGUCUAUUCAACGAUGCUGCGGAGCUUGCAGCGAAAACCAUUCGCGUGGCUCAACCCCUUGCAGAGAUUCGUAGUGAUAUUUUCAACCUGUGGAAAGCCGUUGGCGAUGCCUGUGCCAACUUCUCUCACAUUAAGAAAAAGAUAGGGAAACUGUCUGCUUCUGCAUGCAAAGCUCUAUUGACCACUCAACUUGAGCCAACGUCGCUGGAUAUCAUGACUGAGCUUGAUGGCGUGGGCCAAGACUGGCUCGAGUCUAGUGAAAAUGCUGUUUCAUCGGAAACAUGUAUUUACAUGGCUAUAAUCGCAUACAAACGCGCUAUCCACGUUUCUAGCAAUGAUAAACAUGCGCAAGCAGUUGGAUGGUAUAAUCUUGGCUGGGCUGAAUUCCGCGCAUACCGAAGUGUGCCGCCGUCGCCUGGAAGCAAUGGAAAGCGGCCUCGAAAGUUCCUCAAAGCGGCAAUGCGGUGCUUCAAAAGAGCGAUUGAACUCGAGGCUGGCAAUUCCGAGUUCUGGAAUUCACUCGGUGUGGUUACGACAAGCCUGAGUCCCAAGGUUGCCCAGCAUGCGUUCGUCCGGAGCUUACAUUUGAACGAGCGGAGCGCGCAGGUGUGGACUAAUCUUGGUGCGCUCUACCUGCUGCACAAUGACAUUCAACUUGCAAGCGAGGCUUUCACUCGUGCCCAGUCUGUUGAUCCGGACUACUCCCUGGCGUGGGUUGGCCAGGGAUUCCUUGCACUUCUAUAUGGAGAUUCUAAGGAGGCACGGGGUCUCUUUGCACAUGCAUUUGACAUCUCCGAUUCAGCUGCUAUGCUUCCCAAGCGCCAAUACUCAUUGACUCUGUUCGACCAUCUCCUUGCUGACACUUCUGCUUCUAACGAAGUCUCGCAACUGAUCCAGCCGUACUUUGCUCUUCACCAAUUGUGCAUCCAGGAUCCUUCGGAUCUACCGUUUAUGCAUAUUUCUGCUUUACUGGCGGAGCGAAUGGGCGAAAUUGCGGAUGCAGAGUCUAGCCUGGAAGUUGUGUGCUCGAGUAUGGAAGCCGAGUACGAUGAGUCUGAGUCUUCAUCUGCGCUCUCAAAGUUUGCUCAGGCUAAUGCAGAUUUUGCGCGUGUGCUCCUUGCACGCCAUGCCUAUGACCAAGCGGUGGAAAAGGCUGAGACUGCGCUCUCACUGUCAGGUGACGAAUAUGGCAAUGAUUUCGAGCCCGAAGCUCGCACCAGGCUUCGUCUGUCAGCCCACUUGACAGCUGGUUUGGCUUACUACUUUACAAAAUCAAUGGACAGUGCUAUCGACAUGUUCCGUGAUGCUUUGCAGGAAGCUGAAAAUUCCCCCGAUGUGGUCUGUGUCCUUGCGCAAGUCCUUUGGGCCAAGGGUGGUCAGGAGGAAAGAUCAGUCGCUCGUCAGCAGCUUUUCGAUUGUGUUGAGAGCCACCCGGACCACAUUGGCGCCAUCGCUCUCCUUGGUGCGAUUGCGCUGGUAGACGAGGACAGGGAUGUGAUCGAUGCAGUGGAGUCUGAUCUCCACAGUAUGGUUACUCGGGACGACAUCGAUAUUCACGACCGAGGCAAGCUCCUCAAACUUUUGGCUGCGAUUUCUGCCAAGGGGUUGAACGAGGAUGCUGUGCUCCCCGAAGACCUGCGACAGAUCAAAGAAGCCACUGCAGCCAUUAUGCUGUCUCCUGGCCAACCACAAGGCUGGUUGGAGCUUUCUACUGCGUCAACAUCUCCGUACCCAGCCGAAAUGGCUGUCAACCGAGCCCUCCGCGCCGUGCCUCCUUACGGUAAACUUGACGCCACCGAUCUCAGCCAGAGCUAUGCCCAGACUGGCAAGGCCAGUGAUGCUUUCAGAUCCAUCAUGAUCGCGCCAUGGAGACGCGAUGGUUGGGAAGGUUUGGAUCAUGCUUUGACCUGUUCGGCGUGA
Penicillium odoratum is the source of this 4230-nucleotide messenger RNA. Its product is annotated as SKI complex subunit tetratricopeptide repeat protein SKI3. Gene Ontology annotation, molecular function: protein binding. The coding region runs from base 1 to 4230 and encodes 1409 amino acids. The transcript has 3 exons. The record is from RefSeq and is a predicted model, not a curated record. Gene Ontology annotation, cellular component: Ski complex. Lineage: Eukaryota; Fungi; Ascomycota; Eurotiomycetes; Eurotiales; Aspergillaceae.